GGCGAGGUACUGGCGACCAGUGGAGGCUGCAGCCGCUCAGUCUGCGCUCUGACGGCCCGGCGGUCGGACGCGAGUUGCCUGCCUUCCUGACAGUGCUGUUGCCGCUGUUCUCUCCCCGUUUAUGUGGAAGGAGGAGCGUCUGAGAAGAGGGCAGUGUCGCUGAACAUCUCACACGUCCAACCUGCGGUCCUUCAUCUCCUCGCCCGGCACUUUCCCCAGCAUGGCUUCGACGACCUGCACCCGCUUCACCGACGAGUACCAGCUGUACGAGGAGCUCGGCAAGGGUGCUUUCUCUGUGGUGAGGAGGUGCAUGAAGAUCUCCACAGGCCAGGAGUAUGCAGCCAAAAUCAUCAACACUAAGAAGCUCUCGGCUAGAGAUCACCAGAAGCUGGAGCGCGAGGCCCGCAUCUGCCGCCUCCUCAAACACCCCAACAUUGUGAGACUCCAUGACAGUAUAUCAGAGGAGGGAUUCCACUAUCUAGUCUUCGACUUGGUCACUGGAGGGGAGCUGUUCGAGGACAUUGUGGCCCGGGAGUACUACAGCGAAGCAGACGCCAGUCACUGUAUUCAGCAGAUACUAGAAAGUGUUAAUCAUUGUCACCUAAAUGGCAUAGUACACAGGGACCUGAAGCCGGAGAAUUUGCUUUUAGCCAGCAAACUGAAGGGGGCAGCGGUGAAGCUGGCCGACUUUGGCCUGGCCAUCGAGGUCCAGGGGGAUCAGCAGGCUUGGUUUGGUUUUGCUGGCACCCCGGGUUACCUGUCUCCCGAGGUCCUGAGGAAGGACCCUUAUGGGAAGCCUGUGGACAUGUGGGCCUGCGGUGUGAUUCUCUACAUCCUAUUGGUGGGCUACCCACCCUUCUGGGACGAGGACCAGCACAGGCUCUACCAGCAGAUCAAGGCUGGAGCCUACGAUUUCCCGUCCCCUGAGUGGGACACCGUGACCCCAGAGGCCAAGGACUUGAUCAACAAGAUGCUGACCAUCAACCCAGUUAAGCGCAUCACAGCCAGCGAGGCCCUGAAGCACCCCUGGAUCUGCCAACGCUCCACUGUGGCCUCCAUGAUGCACAGGCAGGAGACUGUGGAGUGUCUGAAGAAGUUCAACGCCAGGAGGAAACUUAAGGGUGCCAUCCUGACCACCAUGCUCGCCACGCGGAACUUCUCAGCAGCCAAGAGUCUGCUGAACAAGAAGCCGGACGGUGUGAAGAUUAACAACAAAGCCAACGUAGUAACCAGCUCCAAAGAGCCUGUCCCGACUCCUGCUCUGGAACCUCAAACUACCGUAAUCCACAACCCAGCUGAUGGAAACAAGGAGUCCUCGGAGAGCGCCAACACCACCAUCGAGGACGAGGACGUGAAAGCCCGCAAGCAGGAGAUCAUCAAAGUUACGGAGCAGUUGAUAGAGGCCAUCAACAAUGGGGACUUUGAAGCCUACACGAAGAUCUGUGAUCCAGGACUUACAUCUUUCGAGCCCGAGGCCUUGGGCAAUCUGGUGGAGGGCACGGAUUUCCACAGGUUCUACUUUGAGAACGCACUGUCCAAGGGUAACAAGCCCAUCCACACCAUCCUGCUGAACCCACAUGUGCACCUGAUUGGCGAGGAUGCGGCCUGCAUCGCCUACAUUCGCCUGACGCAGUACAUGGAUGGCAACGGCAUGCCACGUACCAUGCAGUCAGAGGAGACGCGCGUGUGGCACCGCCGGGACGCCAAGUGGCAGAACAUCCACUUCCACCGCUCCGGCUCACCCACCGUGCCCUCCAAGUAAGUUGAUACCUCAUCCAGCUCUGAAGGCCGCCAGCUGCCCCCAUCCUGUGGCCUGGUGUGAGCCACACCCAGCCCCACCCCCGCCAUCACUCUGCCGUGACCCUCGAGUGUUUACACCUUAUUUACUGGAUGAGAUCCAGGCCGAUAAUUGAGACACCUUUGUUUUUUUAUUAGGGCGUAUUGUUUUUAAUCACCUAGGUUGAUGUGUGUAGCGCUUAAUCAUUAUGGGACAUUUGUCAGACAAUCUUUUUUUUUUUUUUUAUGUCUUAUGAUUGUAAAUCUUGAGUAAAACAUUUUUUAUUAAGCGAUUUACAUGGAAAUGUACACCUUGUAGAGUUACUGAAGCAGUUCUGUAGAGUGUCUUGAUAGUUCAACCUUUGGCCUGCCCUUCACUAACCUGGUGAAUGGAUCGGUCAAUGGUUCUCAGUCAGGCCUGUGAAACACCACUGGUAUGGAAGUCCAGAGCGCCCCUAUGCCAUUGUGGGGAAAAUUAAAUACCGGGCCCAUCAGGGGCGGUCAGCAGCACAUGCUUACUGGAUCAGAAUAACAAACGCCGAUUCAGUACAUUUAUUUAGCUGGUCUGUGUCAAGCUGAAUCCAAGUUAAGAUGACAGGUGUUGGACAAUAAUGCAGGCAUGAGAAAUCGCUGGUUCUCACACAUGUCGGUUUCUGUUCUGCGGUUUUGUGUGAAGUCGUUUAAUUUCCAUUAUAGUUGUAAUAAAGGUGAGCUUGCUUUCGUUCUGGUGCCGUGCAGACUUUGUGGUUGAGGUAAUCGAUAUCUGCCUAUCUUUGAAGUUUUUUACGUGGACUCCAUCCGUAUCGUCUGGCUGCUCUAAACUGGUUUAUCAAGUUUACCUGGAUUAUUAAGAAUUUGUAAUGUCAAGAAAAGGGGAAAAUGUAUUUUUUUUUUUUUUUAUUUCUUUUUUUGCUAUGCUGUUUGCCUAUCACUCAGCCUGUACUGAUUAUAGAACGUAACGCCUAUCUGUAAGCGUACUCCUAAGGCCCCUGGGAACAUAGAGCUGUAUUAAUACCAUCUGUGAUCUUAUUCUUGUGAAAUUCUGUUGUAUUUUUCUCCAUCCCGUUUAUAAGCCUAACGUGUAAUCAGUAGGUUACCCUGCGUGAUCCUGGGUUUUCUUUGGGUCUUUGGUAUUGAUGGACAUUUUCCUGGGUUAUAUAACUGUCUGCUGCAUGACGCCCUUAUCAUCCUGGUCGCUGUAGCUAUGGUGUCUGAUUAUCCUGCACAUGAAUUGGACCUCUGUGUUAGUUGCUCAUUUUAAGACUAAUACUCAAGGCUUUGAUGUUUUUAUUGGGGUUGGGGUGGGUUAUGGUUAAAUAGUUCAGUGUGAAUAACUGUUUAAAUGUUUUCUGUUUAAAUUUGUUCCCCCCACAGUUUAGCUACAUAGAGUACAGCCAUGUCAUUUGCCAACAAAUCUAUGGAGAGGGAUUUUCCUGUAAAUGGCAUAAAUGAUGUGGUUGAGACACGUAUAGAUGGCAUUUUACUAUGUAUGAGGUGAUAUUUUUAUAUAUGUAUCAUCUGUAUAUGUAUAUAUGAGAUGUAUGGAGUGGAGUAGGUCUUCCGCAGAGGUUGUAGUGACGGUGCCGUUGAGCUUUCUUUCCUUUUCCUGCUGGGUUUUCUUGCAUUAUGGGACACUGUACAUAUCUCUGGCCAUUUCUGCUCAAGAACUGGUUGACAUUUAAAAGGGAGAAAUAAAGUGACUUCUGCUCAGCUUGUUUUAGGUUAUUCUGCUGCAAGUGCAGUGUGUCCCUGAGCAGUGAGUGAAUGGGAACAUUGUCAUCAGUGUGUGUGCGCUUGUGUCUGUAGCGCCAUCUGCUGACUGUCAAUGAUUUUCAGUUUGAGCCAUCUACCAUCUACCAUCUAGCAGCUGUUUUCCGAAGGGACAUCUUCAUGGGUUUUGUUUCUUUUGUGCAGUUUGACAUUUAUGUUGGUUUCAUAUGUAAUGCAGUGUCCCAUGUGCCAUGAUUGACAUUAAAGACUUCAAAUCAUACGUUAGAAGUGAAA
Molecule: messenger RNA, 3780 nt
Organism: Paramormyrops kingsleyae
Lineage: Eukaryota; Metazoa; Chordata; Actinopteri; Osteoglossiformes; Mormyridae
Gene: camk2d1
Product: calcium/calmodulin-dependent protein kinase (CaM kinase) II delta 1
Biological process (GO): protein phosphorylation
Molecular function (GO): ATP binding; calmodulin binding; calcium/calmodulin-dependent protein kinase activity
Source: RefSeq, a predicted model, not a curated record